UUCUCCUUUGGUCAUUACAUGACUAUUAAUAAGCAAAUGAACAUCAGUAAUUGACCAGGCCAGCUCCAUCUUUCCUCUCAUACGUCUCCAAAUCUGCCUUCUUGCCAACUUUGGUCUCCACAGCUUGACCUUUAGCUGUCUUUGUUAUUGUUUCUCCUUUAAUCAUAGCUAAGUUGCCAUUUUCGUGUGUAUCACUCUGCCUCUCCCUCUUCCCCUCUCUUUCCUUUCUCUCUGCAUCUCUUCUCAGACCCAAGCAAGCUUGGUGGUCUCCACCCGGCGGCGAUUCCGGCCACCGUCUGGCGGCUCCGAUCCCUCUCCAGCCGCCUCGAUCCGCCAGAGCCCAGGCGGCGUCGCUGCCCCUAGGAAUAGCUCCUCAGGGUGAAGCUCGCGAUCCUUCUUCUGUUUUAGGGUUAGGGAUCCUCUGUUCUAGAAAGUUAGGGAUUGAUGAUCGGGCCUUUGAGAACCGGUUCUCUGGAUCCCCCGCUCCCUUUCUUUUCUACAAACAUGCUUGCGAUCUCUGGGUAUGCGCGGGUUCUUUGAUUUGGUUUCUUUGAUGGCAUUAUAUUUGAUUUCGGAUGGGAUCGUCUUCUCGGGAUCUUUGGAUUUAAUUGAGGUUUGCAUGUAUGCAAUUCAUGAAGGUGCCCCCCCCCCCACCCCCGGGAAAAUAAUUAAGCUCGCGGAUGAUUCUCCUGCCUUUUGUUUUCUUCUCCUUGUAAUUUAUUGAGUCUUUCGUGAAUGGAUUAAAUAUGUCGGCGAGGCAGUUGGUGGAGUACAUAAUCGGUGAUCAACAGUCGGGGAUGCCACUAAGACAAGCCUCCUUGCUUGCGAAGGUAUAAAGUAGCCUUGUAGGUUCCAUGGAAGGAUUCUGUAUUGCCUAAAGUUGUCAUGGUCGGGAUUCAACAUCAAUCCAUUGGGCGUUCAGGUCUGGUCCCAAGAAAUUUUCUGAUUUAAGUCAAUUAUAGGGUUAUCCAUAAGGCUGUCAUCAUGUUGAUUGAACAUGGUGAGCAAGCUUAUUGGGCAGCUCUUCGCUACCAUACCCAUCGUUGUGUUUACAGGGCUCACCAGAAACCCUAAACCCUUCUCGUUUCUUUGUUGGGAGAGUCGCCAUGGAUGUGGAAGGUGGAAGCAAGGCCGUGUAUGGCAGCACCAAAGUGAAGCAUUCGUUUGUGGAAAGGAUAGUGAUGGGGCUUGUGUUGCUGUGGUCAUCUGGGUUGGAGUAUUAGUUAGGUGCUAUCAGAUCUUUGGAAGUGACCAUGCUGGCAUUUUCUAUGGUAUUCUAGGAGAAACAAUUGUCUUAGUCCUUAUUUCUUUGGUCGUUGUUGUUUGCAGCUACUUUAGAUGAGGAGUUACGGUGUUUUGUAUUUCUGUGGUGGCAUGGUCCUUUUUUGGUUUUAGUAAACUUCAUUGAAAAUUGAAAGCAGCUGGGUGACAGAACAACAGAAUUGGUUUACUGGAUAUCUCAGUCUAACAUUGAGAUUCUUGGCUCAAGGUUAUCCAUGCAUUGGUUC
Molecule: messenger RNA, 1508 nt
Organism: Elaeis guineensis (African oil palm)
Lineage: Eukaryota; Viridiplantae; Streptophyta; Magnoliopsida; Arecales; Arecaceae
Source: RefSeq, a predicted model, not a curated record